This is a messenger RNA of Lactuca sativa (garden lettuce), 1256 nucleotides long. RefSeq lists its product as uncharacterized. The record is from RefSeq and is a predicted model, not a curated record. Lineage: Eukaryota; Viridiplantae; Streptophyta; Magnoliopsida; Asterales; Asteraceae.
UAAUUUAACCAUUUACACAACAACAAAAAAACCUCCCCACCACUCCGCUGUUAUUUUGUGUUCCAAAGAUUUUCCGGCCAUCGGAGACGAUGAAGUAUUAAUUACAGAAAGGUGGUGCAGAUACGCGAGCUUAUCGGAAAUCUCCCUUUUAAUUCAUUCAGAUACGUGGUUUGAAUUACAAACAAAAAGUCUUUAUGAUGUUCCCAAAUGAGAAAAUCUGAUGUUAUUAUCAGUGGAAGGAGGAGGGUUUUUCUCAUCUUCAGCUUUAGGGUAUAGUAAGGGCCUAACCCUUCUACUCUUGGGUAAAAAGACCAAAGAAACCCCCAUGAGAGUUACACCGUGGAAUCAGUACCAGUUGGUGGACCAAGAAUCCGAUUCCCACCUCCAUCAAUCCGAUUCCGGCCUCCAUCAUUCCGAUUCCGGCCUUCAUCUGGCUUCCAACAAGAACCGUAUUAUCCGCGGCUGCGCUUCCUAUCUCUGCUUUGGUCGCGCAGCCGCUGGACUCGAUAGUCCGUGCCCUUUAAAAGUGGGCCCUACCCACCACCACCACCAAGACCCGCAGGAUCCUCUUAAAAGUCCUGAUUUGGAAAAAGUCAAAGAAAAAGUCAUUCAUUUGGAUGUUGUUGAUGAUGAUGAUGAUGAUAUUAAUGUCAGAAACACAUGCUUGCUUAGAAGCAGCUUGAGGAGACCUGCAAGAACUAUUUCAGUCUCUGUUGCUGUUGAUAAAGAGGGUGAGAAUGAAGGUGAGGGGAAGCAUGUACAAAUACAACAAAAUGAAACAAAUGGUGUGGAUCAUAUUCAUAAACAAAAAGAAAGGAGAGUUCAAUGGACAGAUGUUUCAGGGGGUGAUCUUUUUAUGGUCCGAGAAUUUGAGCCCAGUGAACACAGUGGGUCAGAUGAUGAAUUUGAAAAUGGGAUUGAAAGAAGUUGUUCUUGCAGAUUAAUGUAGUUUCAGUGCCAGAGUUUUUCCCCCAAAACCAGAGACUGCUUCAUAUUUUCUUAACCACCAAUGUUUAUUCACCACUAGUGAUCACAUCUUUCUGUCUAUAUUCCAUUUCUUUUAGAUUUCAGUUUUGUUUUUCUUUUUCUUUCCAAGUUUUUGUGUUGUUUUCAUUUGUUUCAUUGUAAUUAACACCCUUUUGUUCCUUUUUCCCCUAGUUUUGUCGCUGCUUGAUGUUAAUCGAGAUUUUGAGAGUAAAUCGUCUUUCGUCAAUUGCUGUUUGUAUGAUGAAAAUAUUGCGUGUGUUUGAACUUUA